AUGAGUUUAUCCCAAGCUUUACUGCUGGCAUUCAGCGCUGUCGUAUCGGCUGCUGCAUCUGACAAGCGGGGUCUUGUGUUUGUGCCAAAUGAGAAAUGGCCUCAAGAUGAUAAGAUAUGGGUCCAGUCCGGAUCGGAUCUCACUUGGUAUUACAACUAUGGCUCAACACCGUCGUCCGCUUUCUCAGAUGUAUCGCAGGACGAUUUCGAGUUUGUGCCAAUGCUUUGGGGCACCAUCAGCGAUACAGCCUUUCUGAACGAGGUGAACAGUUUGAUCGAUGGUGGCCGCAAUAUCACACAUGUCUUGGGCUUCAACGAGCCAGACGGCGAUCAAGCGACGGGCGGUUCCAAUAUGCAACCCGCACUAGCAGCCCAGGUGUGGGUUAAGAACAUCGAACCGCUAGCAGCAAAGGGUAUCAAACUAGGAUUGCCUGCAUGCACUGGAGGCUGGAAUGGAAUUCCCUGGCUGCAACAGUUUCUGGCAAACUGCUCAGCGCUCGUCAGCACAGAUUCCGAGACCAAGAACUGCACGUACGACUUCGUCAAUAUCCAUUGGUACGGCGACUUUGGAGGGCUCGCAAGCCAUAUGGGCUCAUAUUCCGCUGCUUUUCCGAAUGUCACCCAGUGGAUAACGGAGUAUAAUCUCGACAACCAAGAUCUAUCCACAACUCAAGCAUACUUCAACACGUCCGCAGAAUACUUUGAUCGCUUGGACUCUGUCGGUAGAUAUAGCUAUUUUGGCUCGUUCCGAUCGAAAGUUAGUAACGUCGGCGAGAACGCUGUCAUGCUAAACAACGCUGGAGAAUUGACCGAUAUCGGCUCUUGGUAUUUGGGAGGCAAAGCCACUGGAGUCUCACCUACGUCUGCCGCUACGUACAGCAGGUCGCCUAUUGCACUGGCGAUCACGACUGGCCUUUUGGGUGCCUUGAUUCUUGGAAGUUUCUAA
This is a messenger RNA of Truncatella angustata, 945 nucleotides long. RefSeq names its product glycosyl hydrolase catalytic core-domain-containing protein. The transcript is spliced from 3 exons. The record is from RefSeq and is a predicted model, not a curated record. Gene Ontology annotation, cellular component: fungal-type cell wall. Gene Ontology annotation, biological process: fungal-type cell wall polysaccharide metabolic process. Lineage: Eukaryota; Fungi; Ascomycota; Sordariomycetes; Amphisphaeriales; Sporocadaceae. The coding region runs from base 1 to 945 and encodes 314 amino acids.